AUGCGAGGCCUUCUUCUGGCUGGGGCUCUUGCCCUACCUGCUUCUGUCUUUGCCCAUCCCGCUCACCAGUCUUACGGACUCAAUCGUCGUACUGUUGAUCUGAAUGCUUUCCGCUUGAAGUCCCUGGCCAAGUACGUCAAUGCGACAGAGACCGUCAUUGAGGCCCCGUCCUCCUUUGCCCCUUUCAAGCAGCAAAGCUAUGUGGAAGCGGCGACUCAACAUGUCAAGAUGAUUGCCCCUGAUGCGACUUUCCGCGUGGUCGAUGAUCACUAUGUUGGUGACAAUGGCGUUGCCCAUGUCCAUUUCCGCCAGACAGCCAACGGUCUCGACAUCGACAAUGCCGAUUUCAAUGUCAACGUCGGAAAAGACGGAAAGGUCUUUUCGUAUGGCAACUCUUUCUACACCGGCCAGAUCCCCAGUUCGGCUGCAUUGACCAAGCGUGACUUCUCCGAUCCUGUGACUGCUCUCAAGGGAACUACAAAUACACUGCAGCUUCCCAUCACUGUGGAUAGCGCGUCGUCCGAGAGCACAGAGGGGAAGGAGUCGUAUGUUUUCAAAGGCGUCUCUGGAACUGUCUCCGAUCCCAAAGCCAACCUGGUAUACUUUGUCAAAGACGAUGGAACCCUCGCCUUGACAUGGAGAGUUGAGACAGACAUUGAUAGCAACUGGCUCUUGACCUACAUCGAUGCCAAGAGCGGCGAGCAGAUCCACGGUGUGGUGGACUAUGUUGCUGAAGCAGACUACCAAGUAUACGCAUGGGGAAUUAAUGACCCAACAGAGGGCGAGCGGACGGUGGUCAAAGAUCCUUGGGACUCUGCCGCGUCGGAAUUCACCUGGAUCAGCGACGGUAGCACAAAGUAUACCACUUCUCGCGGCAACAACGGCAUCGCCCAAUCCAAUCCCAACGGUGGAUCGAGCUACCUGAACAAUUAUCGCCCUAGCAGCUCGAGCUUGUCAUUCAAGUAUCCGUAUAGCCCGAGCUCAUCGCCUCCAUCAUCCUACAUCGAUGCAUCGAUCAUCCAGCUCUUCUACACGGCCAAUACCUACCAUGAUCUGCUUUACACCCUGGGCUUCAACGAGAAGGCCGGUAACUUCGAGUACAACACUAACGGGCAAGGCGGUCGUGGAAAUGACUAUGUCAUCCUGAACGCCCAGGACGGCUCUGGCACCAACAACGCCAAUUUUGCCACUCCUCCUGAUGGCCAGCCCGGCCGCAUGCGCAUGUAUGUCUGGACCGAGUCGACGCCGUACCGCGACGGCUCCUUUGAGGCCGGAAUCGUGAUCCACGAGUAUACUCACGGUCUUUCCACCCGACUCACUGGCGGCCCUGCCAACUCCAACUGCCUGAAUGCCCUCGAGUCAGGCGGCAUGGGCGAAGGCUGGGGUGAUUUCAUGGCUACGGCCAUCCGUCUUAAGCCCGGCGACAAGCGCUCGACCGACUACACCAUGGGCGAAUGGGCUGCCAACCGGCCAGGCGGAAUCCGCCAGUACCCGUACUCGACCUCGAUGAGCACCAACCCUCUGACGUACACCAGCGUCAACUCGCUGAACGCGGUUCACGCCAUUGGCACGGUCUGGGCGACCAUGCUGUACGAGGUGAUGUGGAAUUUGAUCGAUAAGCACGGCAAGAAUGAUGCGCCGAAGCCUACCCUGCGCGAUGGUGUGCCGACAGAUGGCAAGUACCUUGCCAUGAAACUAGUCAUAGACGGGAUGGCAUUGCAACCAUGCAACCCCAACUUUGUCCAGGCCCGCGACGCUAUCCUUGAUGCUGAUACUGCUCUGACUGGAGGUGAGAACCAAUGUGAGAUUUGGAAGGCAUUUGCCAAGCGUGGAUUGGGUGCUGGUGCGCAGUAUAGCUCGAGGAAUCGUGUUGGAAGUACUGAGGUCCCCAGUGGUGUUUGUUGA
Aspergillus fischeri NRRL 181 is the source of this 1905-nucleotide messenger RNA. Its product is annotated as extracellular metalloproteinase. Bases 1 to 1905 code for a protein of 634 amino acids. The record is from RefSeq and is a predicted model, not a curated record. NCBI's taxonomy places the organism in Eukaryota, Fungi, Ascomycota, Eurotiomycetes, Eurotiales, Aspergillaceae. The transcript is spliced from 5 exons. Gene Ontology annotation, molecular function: metalloendopeptidase activity; zinc ion binding.